Penicillium arizonense is the source of this 1083-nucleotide messenger RNA. RefSeq names its product WD40 repeat domain-containing protein. The transcript has 3 exons. The coding region runs from base 1 to 1083 and encodes 360 amino acids. The record is from RefSeq and is a predicted model, not a curated record. Gene Ontology annotation, cellular component: bub1-bub3 complex; mitotic checkpoint complex; kinetochore. Gene Ontology annotation, molecular function: ubiquitin binding. NCBI's taxonomy places the organism in Eukaryota, Fungi, Ascomycota, Eurotiomycetes, Eurotiales, Aspergillaceae. Gene Ontology annotation, biological process: mitotic spindle assembly checkpoint signaling.
AUGUCUUCCAACCAAUUUAUCGUGGCAUCUCCGCCGACGGACGCCAUCUCGGCGCUGAAGUUCUCCCCCGACCCCAACUCCGCGCGGAUCGUGGUAUCCUCAUGGGAUAAGAAUGUUUACCUGUACGACCUGCGUGAUGAAAAUGGCUCUGUUGGAGAAGGAAAGCUGUUGCAGAAGUUCGAGCACCGCGCGCCGGUACUGGACGUCUGCUUCGGCGAGGAUGAGAACGUGAUCUACACAGCUGGCUUGGAUUGGGAUGUAAAGAAGAUCGACCUCAACACUUCUGAACAGACUGUGCUUAGCAGCCACGAAGCCGGUGUCCGCAACGUCGUUUACAGUCGUGAGCACAACAUCGUCAUCUCCGCCUCGUGGGAUUCAACCCUCCAUAUCCACCGCCCCGACGCUGGCGCAAACCCCGAUUCCAUCGCAACUAUCGUUCCCCUCCCCUCGAAGCCAUUCUCCAUUUCGUUGACUGAUUCGCGGCUGGUGGUCGCGAUGGCGUCGCGCGCAUUGCACAUUUACGACCUUAAGGCGCUGGCCCUGCUGUCCGCAGAAGCAGAUAGCUCAGUCCCCGGUGGCAACCGGGUAGAGGUUGAGCCAUGGCAGCGCCGCGAGAGCAGCUUGAGGUUCAUGACACGGUGCGUUGCCUGCAUGCCCGACGGUGCUGGAUAUGUCUCGUCCAGUAUUGAGGGUCGUGUCGCAGUCGAGUGGUUCGACCCUUCGCCUGAAUCCCAGGCUCGCAAGUAUGCUUUCAAGUGUCACCGCCAGCCCGCAGAGGAUGGCGUCGAUGUGAUCUACCCUGUCAACGCCCUCGCUUUCCACCCUGUGUUCGGUACCUUUGCGACUGGCGGUGGUGAUGGUGGUGUUUCCUUCUGGGAUGGGAUCUCCAAGCGCCGUAUUCGCCAUUACCCCAAGCAUGACACCAGUGUGUCAGCUGUUGCAUUCAGUGGCAAUGGCAAGUACCUGGCUGUUGCUAUCAGCCCCGGGUUCGAAGAUGGCAAGGAUGAUGUCGCCGAAGGUGCAGUGCAGAUUUAUGUGCGGGAGUUGGGUGAGACAGAAGCCAAGGGCAAGGGCGCGAAAUAG